AGAGAACUACAACUCCCAACACCAAGCUAAAUCUCCCGUCCAUCCAGUGGGCGUUGACGCAAUGGUGGCGUCGGUGGGACAUUGAAUGACUUUGGCUCCACCACGAAGACAGCUAACGUUAGGUUUUAUCAUUUUAUUCACAAACCGUGAACAUGGAGGCUCUCAUCCCCGUGAUAAACAAGCUGCAGGAUGUGUUCAACACUGUGGGUUCGGAUAUCAUUCAGCUGCCGCAGAUAGCAGUAGUGGGGACUCAGAGCAGUGGGAAGAGCUCCGUGCUGGAAAGCCUGGUGGGCAGGGACCUGCUGCCCCGUGGGACUGGUGUCGUAACCAGGCGACCUCUCAUCCUCCAACUGGUCCAUGUAGAACCUGGAGAUGCAAAGAAAAACGAUGAUGGUGGCAGAGAUGGUGAAGACUGGGGCAAGUUUUUGCAUACAAAAAAUCAGAUCUUCACAGAUUUUGAAGAAAUCAGACAAGAAAUAGAAAAUGAAACGGAGCGGAUAUCCGGGAAUAAUAAGGGGAUCAGCGACGAUCCCAUUCAUCUGAAGAUAUUUUCUCCAAACGUUGUCAACCUCACGCUGGUGGAUCUGCCUGGAAUCACUAAGGUGCCCGUGGGUGAUCAACCCAACGACAUCGAGGUUCAGAUAAAGGAUCUAAUCGUGAAGCACAUCUCGAACCCCAACUGCAUCAUCCUGGCUGUCAGCGCGGCUAACACGGACAUGGCCACCUCGGAGGCGCUCAAGGUGGCCCGGGAGGUCGACCCCGACGGCAGGAGGACACUGGCUGUGGUCACCAAGCUGGACCUGAUGGACGCCGGCACUGAUGCGAUGGACGUGCUCAUGGGCAGAGUCAUUCCUGUCAAACUCGGCCUCAUCGGAGUCGUCAACAGGAGCCAGCUGGACAUCAACAAUAAAAAGUCUGUGGCCGAUGCCGUUCGAGACGAACAUGCGUUCCUGCAGAAGAAAUAUCCGUCUCUUGCCAACAGAAACGGAACCAAAUACCUGGCCCGGACCCUCAACAGGCUGCUGAUGCAUCACAUCAGAGAGUGCCUCCCCGAGCUGAAGACACGGAUCAACGUCCUGGCCUCCCAGUACCAGUCCCUGCUCAGCAGCUACGGUGAACCCGUGGAAGACCAGAGCGCCACUUUGCUCCAGCUCAUCACCAAGUUUGCCUCCGAGUACUGCAACACCAUCGAGGGCACGGCCAAAUACAUCGAGACGACAGAGCUGUGUGGCGGAGCCAGAAUUUGUUACAUAUUCCAUGAGACUUUUGGCAGAACAUUGGAGUCGGUGGACCCUCUGGGGGGACUCAGCACCAUCGACAUCCUCACAGCCAUAAGAAACGCAACAGGCCCGCGUCCGUCCCUGUUUGUGCCUGAGGUUUCCUUCGAGCUGCUGGUGAAGAAGCAGGUGAAACGCCUCGAGGAGCCCAGUCUGCGCUGCGUGGAGCUGGUCCACGAGGAGAUGCAGAGGAUCAUCCAGCACUGCAGCAACUACAGCACACAGGAGCUGCAGAGAUUCCCUAAGCUGCACGAGGCCAUUGUGGAAGUAGUCACCUCCCUCUUGAGGAAGAGACUGCCGAUCACCAAUGAAAUGGUGCAUAACUUGGUUGCGAUCGAGCUGGCCUACAUCAACACCAAACAUCCAGACUUUGCAGACGCCGUCGGGGUCAUGAAUAACAACAUAGAGGAGCAGAGGAGGAACCGAAUGAGGGAGCUGCCCGCCGCAGUGCCCCGGGACAAGUCUAUUGGCGCGGGCCCGACUGGGCUUUGUGGCGAGCCUUCUGCGUCUGGAGCAGAGCUGGACGGUGCCAAGGCCCCAGCAGCCGGGCCCCAGGGGGAGCAGGAUGGCACGGGGAACUGGAGGGGGAUGCUGAGGAAAGGAGAGGAAGCCAACGGCUCCAGACCGGGAAGCCCAUUCCAAGGAGCUGUGAACCUCCUCGACGUGCCUGUGCCGGUUGCCAGGAAGUUGUCGUCACGUGAGCAGCGGGACUGUGAUGUCAUCGAGCGCCUCAUCAAGUCUUACUUCCUCAUCGUCCGUAAGAACAUCCAGGACAGCGUACCGAAGGCAGUGAUGCACUUCCUGGUCAACCACUUGAAGGACAGCCUCCAGAGCGAGCUCGUUGGCCAGCUGUAUAAAUCUGGCCUCCUCAGCAAUCUGCUGACUGAAUCGGAGGACAUGGCCCAGCGGCGCAUGGAGGCCGCCGACAUGAUGCAGGCUUUGCAGAAAGCGAGCCAGGUGAUCGCCGAGAUCAGGGAAACGCACAUGUGGUGAAGGAGCCGAGCCCGACCUCGUCACGCUAAAUGGACGGCGCUCACAUUCACGUCGGAACAGGAGGUUUGGCUUUGCAAGCCAGGAAAUGCACUUGUUCUAAUCGCUGCUUAAAGUUGGCUAAGAAGCGCAAGUUAAUUGUUUAUUUAAAAAUACUUGGUGUCGUAUAGCGCAUAUGGAAAUGCACCGCCUCUAAAGAUGUGAUUUUAGAAGCUGCUGUUGCCGCCCGCGGCUCCUGGAGGGAUGGAGAGAGCAGCCAGAAGUAAACUACUUUACAUUUGACAGACUGAGGUUAACCGGCAGGGAAAUGGACUGUUGUGUGAGGUGGAAAUGAAAGUUUGAAUGCCAUCUUGGCAGCUCCACAAAGCACUAAUGUUUGGGCUUCAAGUUCUCGCCUCCCGUUUCAUUUAGCAGUGGCUGUCAUGUGUCCAACUCUAAAACCCAGCUGUGCAGCAAUAGAGCAGAAAUCGGUGAAAUGUAAAUACAUGAGUUGCAGCAAAUGUUAGUUCUCCUGUGUGUACAUACUUAAUCGCUUUAUUUUUUGCACCAUUGUCACCAUACUGUAUAGAAAGUCUAUUAUACGGACACUAUAUUGCCAUGAGAAUUUAUUUAUUAAUGUAUCAUUAAAUGUACGGCUAAGGCCGAGCACUGAGUUGUUUAUGUUUACAUAUCACUGCCUGUGUGAAUUUCAUUGUGCACUGUGAUUGUGGUUUCCAGAAGAAUAAAUACAAGUAUUUUAAUGCCA
Molecule: messenger RNA, 3012 nt
Organism: Pseudoliparis swirei
Lineage: Eukaryota; Metazoa; Chordata; Actinopteri; Perciformes; Liparidae
Product: dynamin-1-like protein
Exons: 19
Coding region: 153-2270 (705 amino acids)
Biological process (GO): mitochondrial fragmentation involved in apoptotic process; mitochondrial fission
Cellular component (GO): cytoplasm; mitochondrion; microtubule
Molecular function (GO): GTPase activity; GTP binding; microtubule binding
Source: RefSeq, a predicted model, not a curated record